Molecule: messenger RNA, 3018 nt
Organism: Talaromyces amestolkiae
Lineage: Eukaryota; Fungi; Ascomycota; Eurotiomycetes; Eurotiales; Trichocomaceae
Exons: 5
Coding region: 1-3018 (1005 amino acids)
Biological process (GO): calcium ion transmembrane transport; intracellular calcium ion homeostasis
Cellular component (GO): membrane
Molecular function (GO): ATP binding; ATP hydrolysis activity; P-type calcium transporter activity
Source: RefSeq, a predicted model, not a curated record
AUGGAUCACUCUUUUACCCGCUCUCCUGCAGAACUGCUCCGCGACUUUGGUGUUUCGGAGGAUGCAGGCCUGACGCAGGACCAAGUCUUGCGCUUGCGCGAGAAGUACGGAUCGAAUGCUCUUGAGGAAGAGGAAGCUACCCCUCUCUGGAAACUAGUUCUCGAGCAGUUCCAAGACCAACUUGUCCUCAUCCUCCUCGGUUCCGCAACAAUCUCGUUCGUUCUAGCUCUCUUUGAAGAUGGAGAUGACUGGACUGCUUUCGUUGACCCGGCUGUGAUCCUCACCAUCCUUAUCCUCAAUGCUAUCGUCGGUGUAUCCCAAGAAAGCAGCGCCGAAAAAGCAAUCGCAGCUCUUCAAGAAUAUUCGGCAAAUGUCACAAAGGUCGUGCGCAAUGGCACUCUCCAGAAGCUUAAGGCCGAGGAGCUGGUCCCCGGAGACAUCAUCCACAUCGCUGUGGGUGACCGCGUUCCGGCCGACUGCCGGUUGCUCUCAAUCCAGAGCAACAGCUUCCGUGUAGACCAGGCUAUUUUGACCGGUGAGAGUGAAAGUGUUAGCAAGGACACCAAAGUCGUCUCGGACAAGCAGGCGGUGAAGCAGGAUCAAACAAAUAUGUUGUUCUCCGGUACUACCGUAGUAGCUGGUCAUGCCACUGCAAUUGUUGUUCUUACGGGAGCUUCGACCGCUAUCGGUGGCAUCCAUGAGAGCAUUACUUCUCAGAUUUCCGAGCCCACGCCUUUGAAACAAAAGCUGAACGAUUUUGGCGAUGUGCUUGCAAAGGUCAUCACAGUUAUCUGUAUCGUCGUCUGGCUGAUCAACAUUGAGCAUUUCAACGAUCCUUCUCAUGGCGGCUGGGCCAAGGGUGCCAUCUACUAUCUGAAGAUUGCCGUGUCUCUAGGUGUUGCUGCUAUUCCGGAAGGUCUUGCUGUCGUUAUAACGACAUGUUUGGCAUUGGGUACUCGUAAGAUGGCAGCAAAGAACGCUGUGGUUCGAUCUCUACCUUCUGUUGAGACCCUCGGAAGCUGCAGUGUCAUUUGCUCUGAUAAGACUGGAACUUUGACCACCAACCAGAUGAGUGUUGAACGGGUUCUCUACCUAAAUUCGACCGGACAAGGCUUUGAGGAAAUCGAUGUCGAGGGUACCACUUUCGCUCCCGUUGGUGCAUUGAAGAAAGGAGGAAAGCCUUUGAAAGAUUUGGCAGUUUCUUCCUCGACUAUCCGUCAAAUGACCGAAGUACUUUCUGUGAACAAUGAGGCUACCCUGGCUUAUGACCCCAAAAUUGGAUAUUCUUGCAUUGGUGAGCCUACCGAGGGAGCCCUGCGUGUUCUGGCUGAAAAGAUUGGAACCGACAACGCCGCUUUCAACGAGAGCAUACGAUCCUUACCUGCGUCUGGUGCUUUGCACGCUACCAGCAAAUACUAUCAGAACAAGCUACCACUCAAGGCAACCUACGAGUUCUCCCGCGACCGCAAGAGUAUGUCUGUUCUAGUCGGUGAAGGCAAAGAUCAGAAGCUUUUGGUCAAGGGUGCCCCUGAAUCUAUCCUCGAACGUUGCUCCCAUGUCCUUCUCGGGUCUGAUGGCCCCCGCGUACCAUUGACCCAGAGCCACAUCAGUUUGAUCUCUGAACAGGUAGUCGAAUGCGGUAACCGGGGUCUUCGUGUCAUUGCCCUGGCCACCGUAAGCGACGUCUCAACCAACCCCCUCUUACACACUGCCAAAACGUCAGAAGAGUAUGCGCAGUUGGAGCGCAACAUGACUCUGAUCGGCCUUGUCGGUAUGCUUGAUCCUCCUCGUCCAGAGGUUGCUAGUUCUAUUCAAAAAUGCCGUGAAGCCGGAAUUCGAAUUAUUGUCAUUACUGGAGAUAACCGCAACACUGCCGAGUCUAUUUGCCGCCAAAUCGGUGUUUUCGGCCCUGAUGAGAACCUACAGGGCAAGAGUUAUACUGGCAGAGAGUUUGACGAUUUGAGCGAUAGCCAGAAAUUGGAGGCAGUCAAGAACGCAUCUCUCUUUUCUCGUACCGAACCCGCUCACAAGUCCAAGCUUGUCGAUCUUCUUCAAUCGCUCGGCCAUGUUGUCGCCAUGACUGGCGACGGUGUCAACGAUGCCCCCGCCUUGAAAAAGGCAGAUAUCGGUGUUGCUAUGGGUACAGGAACGGACGUCGCCAAACUCGCGGCCGACAUGGUCCUUGCCGAUGACAAUUUCGCUACCAUCGAGGUCGCAGUUGAAGAAGGUCGUUCAAUCUACAGCAACACGCAACAGUUCAUCCGGUACCUGAUUUCGUCCAACAUCGGUGAAGUGGUAUCCAUCUUCUUGACCGCUGCGCUGGGCCUACCAGAGGCUUUGAUUCCUGUUCAGUUGCUGUGGGUGAACUUGGUUACCGAUGGUCUGCCUGCUACUGCGCUUUCGUUUAAUCCUCCCGAUCACGACGUCAUGCGUCGCCCUCCCCGUAAGCGUGACGAGGCUCUUGUUGGCGGAUGGCUAUUCUUCCGGUACAUGGUCAUCGGAAUAUACGUUGGCGCAGCCACCGUGUUUGGCUAUGUCUGGUGGUUCAUGUUCAACCCUGCCGGGCCCCAGAUCUCCUAUUACCAAUUGUCACACUUCCACAAAUGCAGCACCUCCUUCCCCGAAAUCGGCUGCAGCAUGUUCCACAGCGACAUGUCCAAAUCCGCCUCCACUGUCUCUCUGUCUAUUCUCGUCGUGAUCGAAAUGCUCAACGCCAUGAACGCAUUGUCGUCAAGCGAGUCCCUUCUCACAUUCCCAUUAUGGCACAACCCCAUGCUCGUCUACGCAAUUGCGUUAUCCAUGUCGCUCCACUUCGCGAUCUUGUACAUCCCGUUCUUGCAGGGGUUGUUUGCUAUUUUGCCGCUGGAUUGGAAUGAGUGGCAAGCUGUUAUUGGGAUUAGUUUGCCUGUCAUUUUGAUCGACGAAAUCCUCAAGUACUUUGAGCGACGCCUAUAUGACCAACGCGUUGAGCAGCCAUCUCCCUCUGAGAAGCAGAAUGGGAAGAUCAAAGCUGCUUAA